AUGGAUAUUGGUACAGCAUUAAAAUGGUUAAAUGAUGAGACUGGAUCUAACUUCAAAACACUUAGUGAAUCAAGGUCUGGAAAAGAAAUCGCUGAUCUCUUAAUUCGUUCAACAAAUUUGAAUGAACAUAUCAGUGAAAUUAAAAUAGGACAAACACAACUAGACAGAACUUUCAAUUUUCAAACUAUACGAAAGAUAAUGCGCGAAGUUGGAGUAAGCUUUCCAUACGAUAUUAGAAAGAUUACAGAAGGCGAUGAAAAUGAAAUACUACAAUUGUUAAACGCUAUCAGAAAAAUUGUUGACCAGCAAAGUGGUAUUCAGGAAGAAGUACUUGAAUAUGAUAUUGAAGAAGAAGACAAAGAUGAAUUUGAAAACGUUGAGUCAUUGUUCGAUGAUGUCGAAAAAGAAUUACAGAAUAGAAUAUUACAGCAAAAUACAAUGAAGCAAGAGAUUGAACUCCAUGCACAAGAGCGUGAUUUUUAUCUCAGUAAGCUAAUGCAAAUAGAGAAAUUAACUAAGAAAUAUCCAAUAGAGGAAGUUGGAACUGUCGUAGCUGUUCUUGAGAAUCCGAAUACGGAUCUUGCUCCAAUUCAAAAAUAA
This is a messenger RNA of Trichomonas vaginalis G3, 600 nucleotides long. Its product is annotated as EB1 dimerization domain-like family. The coding region runs from base 1 to 600 and encodes 199 amino acids. Gene Ontology annotation, molecular function: microtubule binding. Lineage: Eukaryota; Parabasalia; Trichomonadida; Trichomonadidae. The record is from RefSeq and is a predicted model, not a curated record. The transcript has a single exon.